UAGCCUGAAUGGUGUGGUCGUACAAGCUCUCUGCAAUCACUGACUCUGCCUCUGCAUGCAAAGUACCGGCAUGCCCUCACACACACACUUUCAAUUUAAUCAUCCAAAAUAAAAUCAUGAAUUAGGCCAAAUAAAUCAACGGUUGUGAGCACACGCGACCCCGAAUAGGAGACACAGGGAAAUAGACGAAGCGGGCGGUGCAAUGCAGCGCAAUCGCAAUGCAUGAGCAUGAGGCGAUAAAAUCAAACGCCUCGCCUCGAUUCUAACGGCGUGCUGCUGCCAAACCGCUCACUCCUCUACCAAUAUAUAUAUACACAACACUCAUGGAACAAUAAAACCACACUUGGCUUUGCUUUGCGGGUGUACUGUACUACCCCUACACCACACCACAACACGACACACGACACACGCUCUUAACUUGCACCUGCGCGUACUGGAAACGCAAGUUCUUCACUACCCCUUCGGUUGGGGCGUUACCCCAACCCAGCAUGGCAAUGGAGGCCACACUUUUCCUUCAAUGAGAAGAACGAGAGACAUGGACGCUGCUGCUGCUUCUGCUCCUGCUUCUGCUUCUGCUUCUGCUUCUGCCGCUGCUGCACAACCUCUUCCUCCUGACAAUGGCGUGGAAUCGUGUGAUGAAUUGUCUCGUGAACUAUGGCGUGCAUGUGCGGGAACACCAGUUUAUAUUCCUCGCGAUGGGGAGAAGGUUUACUACUUCCCUCAAGGUCACUUGGAGCAGGUUGCUGCAUAUACUCAGCAUCAGCAAGACGGCCAAAUGGAAAUUCCUGUGUUUGAUUUGCCUUCUAAGAUCUUAUGCAGGGUUAUGUAUGUUCACUUAAAGGCCGAACCUUUCACUGAUGAGGUUUUUGCUCAAAUUACAUUAGCUCCGAUGUGCAAGCAAGGUGACCUUCGUUUAGAGGAAGAGGGGAAUGAUGGCAGACCUAAAAUCUACUCCUUUAGCAAGACACUCACUCCAUCAGACACAAGCACACAUGGUGGAUUCUCCAUUCCGAAGAGACACGCUGAUGAAUGCUUCCGUCCUCUGGACAUGACUCAUCAAACACCAGCACAGGAAAUUGUUGCCAAGGACAUGCACGGGUUUGAGUGGCAUUUUCGUCACAUAUAUCGUGGUCAGCCGAAACGACACUUGCUUACUAGCGGUUGGAGCACAUUCGUGACAUCAAAGAGACUUGUUCCUGGAGAUUCAUGCGUUUUCGUUAGUGGGGAAAAUGGAGGACAUCGUGUUGGGAUUCGUCGGGCAGUGAAUCACAGCCAUGCACCCCCAUCUUCAACUCUGAUAUCGGGUCAUAGCAUGCAACUUGGAAUUUUGACUAAUGUUUCCCAUGCUAUUGCCACAGGAACAAUUUUCACUGUCUAUUACCACCCAUGGAUGAAUCCCUUUGAAUUUGUUGUUCCUCUGAAACACUAUUUGAACUCAACUGUGCCCAACUAUUCAAUUGGAACGAGAGUACAAAAGCAUUAUGAACUUGUUGAAGAGCCUUUCAGAAGAUAUGCUGGUACGAUAGUUGGUAGGGAGGAUAUCGAUAGCAUUAGGUGGCCUGGUUCUGAAUGGAGAUGUCUCAAGGUGCAAUGGGAUACCAUACUAGAUGCCUACAACCAUCCUGAAAGGGUUUGUCCUUGGUGGAUUGAGCCCUCGGGAUCUGCCAAGGAAACGCAUGUUCCUGUUCUCCCCUCCCCAAAAAGGGCACACAUACUUAACCAGCGCCCUUUGCCUGGAUUAAGUGGCUUUGCCAUGGAUGGUGCUGUUCAGAAUUCAGCCAAACCUGCAUCUCAGGCUCAGAGAGUGGGUAGGGACUUGCAAGGUCAAGAUUACAAUGGCAGAUGCUCUCCACAGCCUCUGCAAACACCACCAUCAACUGAUGGAAUGCGCCCAUCGAAGGUCUCAGCCAGUGGCUCUCGGUUUGGGAAAGAGAGUCAGAAUCAGCUUCCCUAUCUCAUCCAAGACCCUCUUCGUAAAUCUCUUGGGAGACCAAAGUCCUUUGCACAUGAAGACUUGUCAAGUUCAAGUUUAAGCUCCAUUGGUUCUGAAUCGCUGGGAUGGCCCUCUUCUGAAUCUAGAAAUGAAAAUGAAGUUCCUUUUGACAAACUUGGUGGUUGUAGUAAGUACAAGCUUUUUGGGGUUAGCUUAAUCGACCGUCCACCUGAGCUCCCUUCACGUCAAUUUGACGUUUUCAACAAAUUUUCAAGCCUCGUUACUAGUCCUCCAAUGUCUGUUGCCUCAGGAAAAACAUGCAACAAGUGUCGCUCUGUUAAUAAUCGAAGCUGCACAAAGGUGCUUAAGCUGGGAACUGCUCUUGGAAGAGCAGUUGACCUCACUCGUUUUCUUGGAUAUGAUGAACUCGUUGCUGAACUUGACUCGAUGUUUGAUUUCGGAGGAAGCUUGAUCAAUGGAAGGAGUGGAUGGCAUGUGACCUGCAUAGAUGAUGAUGGAGACAUGAUGCUCUUAGGGGAUUACCCAUGGCAGGAUUUCCUGGGUAUGGUGCAAAAGAUGAUCAUAUGCCCAAAGGAUGGUGUUAACAAUUUCAAUCCAAGCACCUCAGCAGAUCCUCCAACCCUUUAGGCAUCUGUCUGAUCUCUCUUUCUGCACCACUGCAUGCAUACACAGCUUGCAGGACUUGUGCAUCGUUAUCUAUUUUCUCCAUGCAACCGACGCCUUUGGUCUUUAUGCCAUACUGUGUCGUUUCUAGUUCCAAUACAUUUUUUUUCUUUCUAAACAAUCUCGGAGAUCCGCAAUAUCAUAAGUUUAUGUGGAUGCUGGCUUUAUAGGAAUAUAGCAAUCAUAGAGAAAAUUACAGGGUGAAAAAACAAACUGUUUUUGUUGUUUUAAGAACCUGUUCUUCAUGAUACUUAUGGAAAAUACUCAUGAGUCAUGACUCAUGAUUGUGAUAUAAUAUUGAUAAUAAUACAUGGCUAUUCGGUCUUUCUGA
This is a messenger RNA of Cajanus cajan (pigeon pea), 2948 nucleotides long. RefSeq names its product auxin response factor 18. Gene Ontology annotation, cellular component: nucleus. NCBI's taxonomy places the organism in Eukaryota, Viridiplantae, Streptophyta, Magnoliopsida, Fabales, Fabaceae. Gene Ontology annotation, molecular function: DNA binding. Gene Ontology annotation, biological process: response to hormone; regulation of DNA-templated transcription. The record is from RefSeq and is a predicted model, not a curated record.